Homarus americanus (American lobster) is the source of this 1401-nucleotide messenger RNA. RefSeq names its product lysoplasmalogenase-like. Gene Ontology annotation, cellular component: membrane. The record is from RefSeq and is a predicted model, not a curated record. The transcript is spliced from 4 exons. Bases 283 to 1005 code for a protein of 240 amino acids. NCBI's taxonomy places the organism in Eukaryota, Metazoa, Arthropoda, Malacostraca, Decapoda, Nephropidae.
GUGUUGAGAGAUAAGCCACUAUCAAGACCCAAGGUUGGAGGAGAGUCUCUCAGUUAACCUGCCUGAAGCACCUACACUAAACCUCCCUUCCUCGCCCCCUAGCUGCCUCCUCCUCCUCCUCUACAGACACACACACAUACCUGGUCGUCUUCUCACCUGUAAGCAUCCUCAACCACAGGACUUGCACCUCCUACCUCCUCCUCCUGCUGCCUCACCUGUACGUCUCACCUGUGCAUCUCACCUGUUGUUGUUGUGAUCAGCUUAGUGAGCAACAACAGGACGAUGGCGGUCAAGAAAGGCGCCCCCACCAGUAAUGGCUCGCCCGUCCACUACUUCCUACCCUACCUGGUGUCCGUGGCGGCGUCCUUAGUGUGGUACGUGCCGGCAGAGGUACCGUCGUUGGUGGGGAUGGUGUUAAAGUGUGUGCCUAUAGUGUGCCUGAAGGUGUUCCUGGUGGUGCUGGAGAGGGGCAGACGGGAGGCCAACCUGGGUCUUGUGGCGCUCAUCUUCUCUGUCAUCGGUGACGCUUGCCUGGCGUGGCCAGAGGACCUGUUUCUGGUUGGUCUGGCGUUCUUCGGGUUGGCACAGAUCACCUACAUCGUCGCCUUCGGGUUCAGUAAGGUGAGCUGGGUGGUGGGGACGGCACUACAUGGAGGUAACCUGCUGGUGAUGAUGGCCAUACUACCUGGACUACCUGACGCUGUUAUGAAGAUCGCUCUUACCUUCUACUCCUUCGUCCUCGUCACCAUGAUCUGGCGCGCCAUGGACAGAGCUCGCCUGAGGAAGGACCUACCAGCUGAGAGACGCCUGUGUACUGCUGCAGGAGCCGUCAUCUUCGUGAUCUCUGACGUAAGUAUCGCGGUGCUGCAGGUGGGUCGUCUGAUGCCUCGUGUCUACUGUGAGUUCAUCGUCCUCUCCACCUACUACACCGCCCAGUUCCUCCUCGUGUUGGGGGCCGCUCAAACCUUCUGGGCUCGUCGAACUCCCGUGUUCAAGGUGAAGUAACUCUCUCCUCGUCUCAACUCUGGCUGUACACGUCACUGAACACGUCAUUGAUCACGUCAUUGGCUGUACACGUCACUGAACCCUAGCUGAACACAUCAUUGGCUGCACACGUCACUGAACCCUGGCUGAACACGUCACUGAACACGUCACUGACUGGAGAGGUGAAGUAAGUUUGUUGUAUAUGAUGACAUUUUAGUUAGUUAUAUGAGUUAGUAGAUUUGACCUCACAUGAGUGUAGCUAUAUUCUGUGACCUUGUUUAUCAAAGUUAUAUGUAGCCAUUUUUUGUAUAUGUGUAUUUAAAAUUUAUAAGCUGAAACAAACAUUCCAGGUGUGUAAAAAUAGUUACCUGUUAAUUGAUUUGUUAAUUUCAGGUAAUAAAAACAGUUAGAAAUUUA